This is a messenger RNA of Silurus meridionalis, 939 nucleotides long. RefSeq names its product olfactory receptor 51L1-like. Gene Ontology annotation, cellular component: membrane. Bases 1 to 939 code for a protein of 312 amino acids. NCBI's taxonomy places the organism in Eukaryota, Metazoa, Chordata, Actinopteri, Siluriformes, Siluridae. Gene Ontology annotation, molecular function: G protein-coupled receptor activity; olfactory receptor activity. The transcript has a single exon. Gene Ontology annotation, biological process: G protein-coupled receptor signaling pathway. The record is from RefSeq and is a predicted model, not a curated record.
AUGGCAAACGAUACUCUUCUUUUUUUUUCCAUGUUUGAAAACAUGGGCUACUUUCGAUACAUUUAUUUCAUUUUAGGAUCUCUGCUAUAUGGUACUAUUUUAUUCUUUAAUGCCAUUAUAAUUUUUGUAAUAAUUGUGGAAUCUGGAUUGCACCAGCCUAUGUACAUUUUGAUAGCGUGUUUAUCAGUUAAUUCUCUGUACGGCACUGCUGGCUUCUUUCCAAGAUUACUAACUGAUUUGUUAUUAUAUUCUCACUCAAUCACUCGUUCUGGAUGUCAUAUACAAACAUUUGUCAUCUAUACCUAUGCAUCAUAUGAAUUUACAAUCUUAACAUUAAUGGCAUAUGACAGAUAUGUUGCUAUAAGUAAGCCAUUGCAAUACCACAGCAUCAUGACACCCAAAGUGCUUUUUGUUAUGGUAGCAGUUUCUGUGAUUUAUCCAAUGCUUUCUGUUGGUCUUGGGAUAAUUGUCACUGCUAGGCUAAGAUUAUGUGGUAAUGACUUAAAAAAACUGUAUUGUAAUAACUGGAUAAUUGCAAAGCUCUCUUGUGAAAAUGCUGCUUUCGAAAACAUUUAUGGUUUCAUUGUGCUAGUAACGACAGUUUUAAUACCAUUUAGUUUUAUUUUGUAUUCUUAUAUUAAAAUUCUUAUGAUUUGUCAGAAAUCUUCAAAAGAGUUAAAGAGCAAAGCUUAUCAUACUUGCCUUCCUCAUUUAGUGAGUUUUGUUAACUACUCAAUUACCAUCUUCUGUGAAAUGAGCUUUACCCGUUUUGAAAAUUUACCUCCAGUAAUAGCUAUCAUUCUGUCAUUAGAGUUUUUGAUUAUACCCCCUGUCCUAAACCCUGUUGUUUAUGGUCUUAAUUUUCCUGAUAUUCGCAGAAAAAUUCAACAUCAUUUAAAAGUAUCAAAAAAAUUAGCUGCUUCUCAACAUGGAAGCUAA